Molecule: messenger RNA, 2177 nt
Organism: Teleopsis dalmanni
Lineage: Eukaryota; Metazoa; Arthropoda; Insecta; Diptera; Diopsidae
Gene: TBPH
Product: TAR DNA-binding protein 43
Exons: 7
Coding region: 284-1951 (555 amino acids)
Biological process (GO): regulation of gene expression
Cellular component (GO): nucleoplasm
Molecular function (GO): RNA binding
Source: RefSeq, a predicted model, not a curated record
CCAAUUAUUAGAAAUCGGUAUUAGGUGUAAGGUGCAAUAUUCCGAAGAGCUGUAAAAGUCUCUAUACUAAACCCAAAAUAAUAGCAUAUAAAUGUGUCUAAUGAAUGCGUAUCUCCAAAUUAAUGAAAAAUUGUAAAUAUAUACUUUAUAUACCUAAGUGAAAAUUUUGUGUGAAGCAGCGUCUUUAGAACUGAAGUGUGGUGACGUGAAAGUAAACGUGCGUAAAGAACGUGUUAUCUGAUGUGCUUGUGUUAAGAAUCGUUGAGUAUUUUCACACCCUACCAUGGAUUUUGUACAAGUGGCUGAAGAUGAAGGAGAGGAAGAAAUAGAGUUGCCUUCUGAAGAGGAUGGAACUUUAUUGCUAUCGACGUUACAAGGUCAAUUUCCUGGUGCGUGUGGUCUUAAAUAUAGAAAUAUAGAAACAAAAGCAAUACGAGGAGUCCGUUCUAAUGAGGGAAGACUUUUUCCACCAUCAAAUGAAACUGGUUGGGGAAAUGUUAUAUACUUUUGUGUUUUUCCAAAAGAAAACAAACGUAAAAGUGAUGAUAACUUAGAAAAUUCAACGGCAAAAACAAAGCGCAUAGAAACUCGUUUACGUUGUACCGACUUAAUUGUUUUAGGAUUACCAUGGAAAUCAACUGAAGACAGCUUGCGCGAUUAUUUCGAAUCAUAUGGUGAAGUAUUGAUGGCACAAGUUAAGAAAGACGUUAAGACUGGUCAAUCUAAGGGAUUUGGUUUCAUUAGAUUUGGUUCAUAUGAAGUUCAAAUGCGUGUUUUAUCUACUAGACAUUUAAUUGAUGGUCGCUGGUGUGAAGUAAAAGUUCCAAAUUCUAAAGGAAUGUUACAUCAAGUACCAUGUAAAGUCUUUGUUGGACGUUGUACCGAGGAUAUAAAUGCUGAAGAUUUAAGGGAUUAUUUUUCUAAGUUUGGGGAGGUCACUGAUGUAUUCAUCCCAAAACCAUUUCGUGCAUUCAGCUUUGUUACAUUUUUAGAUCCCGAUAUAGCUCAAUCACUAUGCGGUGAAGAUCACAUAAUAAAAGGAGUUUCCGUCCAUGUGUCUAACGCAGCUCCUAAAACUGAACAAAACCGAAAUAACAACCAAAAUCAUAAUUAUAAUUAUAAUGCUAUUAGUAAUGCAGCAGGUGGUUUACACCAAUUGAAUUAUCAAAGCGGUAAUGUAAAUACUGGUAGUAGAAAAAAUGCUUACCUACGUAGUCAACCCAUGAAGGGAUUAGGAGGAGAUGGUAAUAGUAAUCAUCAUAAUAUGUCAAUGAAUGCCAAUAACUACCCGAUGAGUAGUAAUAGCUAUAAUGGAAGUAGUAAUAACGGAAAUGGUUUCAAUAACCCCAAUAAUACUAAUAUGAAUGGUUUAAUUGGAAGUAAUGGUUCUAAUAAUAGACAAGAUCCAAAUAUGUUGACUUAUAAUCGUAGUGGUAACUCAAGUUAUAUGGGUAACAGUCAUGGUGGAAAUAAUGGCGUGUGGAACACGCAAUCUAAUAGGGGUCCUAUUGAUAUGCCAAAUCUGCAGGCACUUGGUAUAAAUUCACAAGGUCCCAACUCAUCAAGUCAGGGUCAGAAUAUGAAUAAUCCAUUAGGAGUUGGUCUUAACUUAAAUUCAUUACCAAUGAAUCCUGCAAUAGUAGCAGCUGCAUUAAACCAGUGGAGUCUUUUGGGUAAUCAGUUGCAUAACACGUCACAGGAUCAACAGGGUGGAAAUUUUUUGUCUUGGAUGGCGCAAGCAAAUGGACCAAGCCAUCAGGGACCUCUUAGCGGCAAUAACAGUAUAAAAAGUUCUAGUAAUUCUAAUAAUCCUGGCACCAAUGAUAAACAAAAUUCACCACGUAAUGAUUCUCAACAGAAUACAAAUGUUAGUUCUGGAAAUCAAGGCUGGUCUCGUCAGAAUAACUCAAGUGUAACUCAAGGACCAGACGUAAAACCUGCCUUCCUUUGAAAUUUUCAUCAUAUAUUUGUAACUUAAUAAAUAGUUAACAAAGGAUGGUGUUCCCCAUUUAGCUUUAUUUUCAACAUCUUUAAAAAUAAAUUACUAUGAAAAAUAAAAUAAAUUGCAAAAGUAAUGCACAUAUAAAGUUUGUGUACAUAAUUAACCAUUAUGUAUAAUCGAAUUUUAUUCCUUAAGCGCAUUAAAUAACUUCAAUUGUAUUCAUUGAUUAUUAUUA